UAAACCUACUUCCUUUUCGGUUAGGAGGCGGUGCUUGCGUGUUGGCGGGCUGCUGGAAAAACAACUGCAGAAGCGAUGGAGGAAACUGCGCAGCACCUUUCGUCUGAUCCGGAGCAAAUGGACUGCGAAACCCAGGCGAGGGCGGAGGACGGUGUCGGAACCGGGGAUUCGAGUAGCGGAGAGGCUCCGGGCUCGUCCCGCCCUGCAGCGGCCGGGCCUCAGGCGGGUCAGGGAGGAGAUGUCUCGACCCAAAUGACCGAUUUAAGCAAAGACAGAACCGAGCCCAAGCCGGCCCGGUUAAAAACGUUCAACAGGGUGAUGGAGAGAAGCUUGCAGAAGCUCAUCAACGACAUCAGCUUCCAGAGGUUUGCCCAGACCUUCCACCCCCUGUACAAGGAGAGCCCGCAGGUGACCGAGAGCAUCCACAGGCAGUUCGUCUCCCAGCUGCAGGACUCCAUCAGGGAGGACAUCGCGCAGAUCGUAGAGGAGGGCGAUCUGGAAGUGAAGUUCGAGGAGCUGGACAGGCUGGAGAAGGCAGCCGAGGACAGCAUGGAGCUUGCCUGGCGGCCCAGCGGGGUCCCGGAGGAGGACCUGUGCGGCUUUGUGAUGCCCUAUUACCUGCAGCAGCAGGAGUACCUGCGCCGGGAGCUCAGGAAGCUGCAGAAGGAGAAUGCCAGCCUGGCGCAGAAGGUGCUGGCCGGACGGGAGGCCAUCGCCCGCGCAGAGCAGCAGCUCAGCCAGAGCGUGGAGGAGCUGCAGGUGUCGGAGUCGGCCGUGCAGGAGUUUGUCUCCAGUUUGUAGAUUGUGGGAGAGACGCUGGGGUCGGAUCUUGGACUUUGUGUGGGCAGCCUCUGUUCGUAAAGAAGACUUUCUCUCUCCUCCCCCCCCCUCCCCACAACACCAUUACAGACUGUUGCUCAGUAAGAGCCAUUUCUUUAACCAGAGAGGUUAGCUGGGAGGGCUUCACGCCUGGGGGGUGAGUCCUAAACUCGAGUGGACGUAUCCAGAACACAGACUGGACACACAUCCCAGCAGCCUGCAGUUCUCUUGCUGGAUCGCACUGGGAAUCAACCUCUGGAACUCGGAAAGGCAGUGCACUGUGUAGCCCAGCUGGUUUUCCAGGCCAGUGUCUCCUAACAACUGGUAGACUGGCUUCAAGACGGGUGCCUGGAUUGGCAUCGGUUGAAGGCAUCUGUCCUUUUUCUUGCUGUUAACAAUAAACGCUACCUUGUGUUGAG
This is a messenger RNA of Lepisosteus oculatus (spotted gar), 1238 nucleotides long. RefSeq names its product polyamine modulated factor 1 (gene pmf1). The record is from RefSeq and is a predicted model, not a curated record. NCBI's taxonomy places the organism in Eukaryota, Metazoa, Chordata, Actinopteri, Semionotiformes, Lepisosteidae. Gene Ontology annotation, cellular component: MIS12/MIND type complex. Gene Ontology annotation, biological process: chromosome segregation.